AAAGGGGAGUCUAUAUACAAUGUGUGCAACAGGCAUGAGGAGGUAGGCGAAUAAUUACAAUAUUGCAGAUUAACACUGGAGUGAUAAAUGAUCAGAUGAUCAUAUACAGGUAGAGAGACAUUAUGGCUUAACAAUGAUCAGCAUUCACACUGUAUCCGGGCCAUUAUCCGAUGCUUUAUUGAAUUAUAUAAUAGCCGCCUAAUUUGGCAGAAUAUCUUUGUUGCACACAUUAGAGAUAUUGUUGCCAAGUACCUCAACUCGUCCAUGGAGUUGAGUGCAGACUAUAAAUGAACCUCUGACUCGCGAUAUGAGGAUACUUUUUUUUUUUUAAAUGUAAUUCUUAAACCAUUAUCAUGUACCUAUGUUUGUCCUCUGUUGUUGCGUGCCUUUCUUUGUUUGCUGAAAUCAAACAAACAAAAAAUCUAAUGAAACGUUAUUCAAAUACAACCACUGACUGUUUCCUCAUUGCUGGUGCUCUAAGAUGGCAACUCAGCCGCGAAUGCCAAUUGAAUCUCAACAAGGAAAACAUCGGUGGUUGUAUUUGAUUCACGUUUUAUAAAAAAAUGUAUGGAUUUCAGCAAAAAAAUGCACGCAACAAAGGACAGACAUAGGUGGACCUACAAGUCACUCAGGAAAGUACCAGCCCGACCUGCCUCCUGUCCUGGACAGCUACAGAGGAACACAGAGCAGAACACAGACAUAAAGACGUCCUCAUCGGAUACAGACGCAACACACACACAGCAGUGUUCUGAGGUUUCACAGCAGAGGAAGCCAAGAGGACAAACACACACAGUGGCUCCAUCUCUCUCUCUUCCUGCACGCCCUCUGCUGCAUCUCAGGGGACUGAGGUUGCUCUACCCGUGCCUCUCUCCCCCCCCACAGCCGGACGUUGCAGAUUGAUGAUGCCGCAGCAGUCAAUGGAUCGCUGUGAGGUUUCAGAGAACUACCACAAUCAUAGCCCGGGGGCCCAGGAGAGCCAGCGGCGCCUGGUCAGUGGACUCCUUCUCUGGGUCGGUCUCCUCACCGUCAGCCACGUGGUCUCCAUCACCCUACUCGUCAUCACCAGGCCACACGCACUGCCUCUGCCAGAAAUAGUUUCAGCUCCAAAACCCACAGCAGACUCAUCUCUGAGCAUACCCCUGGAGACACAAAGAGUGCCAUGGCAAAUGCUCACCUUUGAACCCACAAGUAUAGAUGAUAAUGAUGUCUCGGUGGCGAGAAGUGGGAUCAAGUGGAAGACUCAGUCCAAGGCAAAUAAUUUUGUCUCCCUAAAGGGCGGAUCCCUGACCAUCAACCAGGAUGGUUGUUACUUCCUGUAUCUUCAGGUGACUCUGGAGACACCAGAGGUGUCUGGACAGCACAUAGUGAGAGUGAACAAGCCCAACAGAGUCCUGCUGGAAGUAAGGAUGACCAACACCUCCCUCAGCACAGGGUUCCUGGGCAGGGCUGUGGAUCUAGCAGCCUCUGACACCCUCACAGUCACUGUCUCCCCUGGUGCCAGGAUCAACACCAGCUACACCGCCACAUACCUGGGCAUCAUAGGUCCAAAAUUAUAUCUGUAGAUUCUAUUGGAUAUAGACACUCCUGUCUUCAUAGACACAUGCUGGGGGAUAGAUCUGGGAAUCAUUUGGCAGGGGUUGAUUGAAUAGAUCCUGGGGAUCUGGAGUUAACUGGGAUCAACCCAUCAUCUCACCACCUGUCAGAGAGAUGGAGAAGUGGGGAAGAUCAUGUGGGAGACACCGUAUAUUUGACUGAAACUGAUUCAGUCCGACUCCCUGCUCAUCACAGAAGAUUAUUCCACUCCUUUAUCCUCUACCUAGCCUUCCAACUGGUUUUGAGCUGCAAGGAUUUUCUUUCCAGAAUUCUACAGAUUGUUUUAUUUUAUUUUUUAUUUAACCUAUAUUUAACUAGGCAAGUCAGUUAAGAACAAAUCCUUAUUUUCAAUGAGGGCCAACCAAAAUGCAAAAGGCCUCCUGCAGGGAAAGGGGAUUAAAAAUGUAAUAUAAUAAUGCGUCUUGUAAUGUUGGAAAAAUAUGUUUAAAAGUGUUGGUCAUCAUGGGUUAUGGGUUGUACUGUUACUUUAGCAUGUUUCUCUCUUGGAUGAAGUAGCACUGUUUUUAUCGCUCAGGAUUAUAGUUAGUAUGUUUUUCCAGUACCGGUAAAUAUUGUUUUUUAAGCUAUGAACGAGGGGAUUGUUUUAUCAAGUCAUGUGCACAGGGUUGUUGAGAGAAUGCACAGUAUCAACAUAUCUUUAAUGAUUACUUUAAUAUUUGCGUACUGCUUUGUAUUUAAAAUAUGAUUUUUUAAAUAUAUUUAUGUCUUAUUACAAUAUUAUCUUAUUAUUAUUUUCUUAUUUAUUUUAUAUAUCUAUUUUGAAGGACAUGUUGAGUAUGUUGUAGGAUGAGAUGUAGAGAUAGUCAAUUAAUGUAUGUCACUAACCAGGUUCCAUUAAAUCGUUUUAUGCGAGUAAAGUACGUCAGGUAAAACAUUUAAUGACAGGCCUGAUGGAAACGGUAAACCUUCCAAAUGUAGACAAAACAAAAUACGCUAUACAAGGUGGGAUCUUUUUGUGUCGGUAAAAUUAGUUAUGCGAGAAAUGGCAGUGGAAACACCUUUAUGCGCAAAUAUUGAUGUAAUAACCAUUAUAUCGAAGUAAAUUUGGAGUCACGCCAUGAUAAAUGGUGUGGUUCUCCCACUACGACUCGGGAAAGCAUGCAGUUCAUUAGGCUACAGAUUAAAUACAUUAUGAUGAACUUCACAGGGUGGUGAAUGUGCAUGGUGAUGCUCCUUUCCAAUAAAUAUCAACACCUUUCUUCAGGUGACAUGAUGAUCGAUUCUUGGCUGCCUUUUGACAAAUACAAAUAAUAUUGCUCUUAUCCAAUAAUCGCAUAAUGUUGGUAGCCUACGGCACUGUAUCUGCGAGUUGUUGGCUGUUCCAAGAACAGAGUGCACAUUUCCUACUCCAUCAGUAGAGUUGAAAAUGCGAUGGAAACCCAUUUUCCAUUCGGGAGGCUACAUGGGAAUUUAACGGCAGAAGUUAUUGUUAUCUGCACUACGUCCUCAAGCACAGCCUUUUACCCAUAAAAAAAGUAUGUUUGAUGGAAACAUCCCUGGCGGGGGAAUGCACAUUUCGUUUUAGCAGAUUUUAGAAUAUUAGCAUGAAAAUCUAUCGCAAAUUGAAUGGAAACCGACUUUAUAGCGCCAAAUAAGUUAGAAUAAAAUGUACGUUGUUACGAAUUCCACAACGGAAGUUCCUGCUGGGAAACAGGAAUGCAAUCUAUUAUAUUAAGAAAGCACUGGAUUUAUUUUUCUCCAAACAAAUAAAUGAAGUACAGUAUUUGACUUGUAUAUGGCUUUUAUUUCACCUUCAACUAUUGUUUGUUGAAGCCAAAAUGACAGAAAUGUGGACUAAUUCAUGACAUGUUGUGAAAUUAUAUGAAAAUAAAGCACACAUAGAUUUAAGUAUAAUUGUGUCAUACCAACGCUGUGGGGGAUGAGAGCUAUUAUAAACAGAUGUGAAACCACCAGAUGUGAAUCAUUACCAACACAGUGAAAUAAGGGUCAAAUCGAACUACAGAUGUAGGAUCAUCAUUUGAUCCCCCUGUUGCAGAAUAACUUGUAGUAUAUUUGAGGUUUAAAAAGGCUUCUAAAGUUUGUCAUCUCUACACUGAAAUUUCAGACUUGAUUUUCCAUUAAGAAAAAUGUAUAUACAGUCCAUUCAGAAAGUAUUCAGACCCCUGGACUUUUUCCACAUUUUGUUACAUUACAGCCUUACUCUAAAAUGGAUUAAAUUGUUUUCCCCCUCAUCAAUCUACUGUCACGCCCAAACAAUAGAGAGCCCUCUGGGUUCUAGCGUUUGUAUUUCUAUGUUGGUGGUUUGUAUGGUUCCCAAUUAGAGGCAGCUGGUAAUUGUUGCCUCUAAUUUGGGAUCAUAUUUAGGUAGCCCUUUUUCCCAUCUGUGUUUGUUGGGAUAUUGUUUUGUGUGAGUGCAUUCUGCACCACAUAGUUCACGGUCGUUGUGUGUUUAUUGUUUUG
This is a messenger RNA of Oncorhynchus keta (chum salmon), 4035 nucleotides long. It is a transcript of the gene tnfsf18, whose product is annotated as TNF superfamily member 18. Gene Ontology annotation, biological process: tumor necrosis factor-mediated signaling pathway; T cell proliferation involved in immune response; immune response. Gene Ontology annotation, cellular component: membrane. The transcript is spliced from 5 exons. Lineage: Eukaryota; Metazoa; Chordata; Actinopteri; Salmoniformes; Salmonidae. Gene Ontology annotation, molecular function: tumor necrosis factor receptor binding. Bases 900 to 1562 code for a protein of 220 amino acids. The record is from RefSeq and is a predicted model, not a curated record.